CUUCACGGAGAGACUCCGACCAGAGCAUGGCCGAGACUCUCUCAAGCAUCAAGAGAAAAGAUCUUGCUCCAGCUGAGACAUACUGUUCAAGAGAUGCGAAAGUUGCCCGCACCAAGCGCGAAUAUAUCGAAUGUGGGCGGAAGCUCUCUUUGGAACUGCAGGCUCUCGUCUGGCGUCCUCGAUUUGGCCCGUUCGAAGCCACACAUAUGUUUCUUCGCCGCGGCCCUGAGAAAGCGCCACCAGGAUUCCCAGAGGUUGAAGAGAUGAUUCAGCUACACGGGUUACAAUGGGGCCCGGGUGUCUUUACGCAUGGGGAUCUGAGCUGUUUGAAUAUUCCCGUUAGAGGGAUAGUAUCGUGGGCAUAGUGUACUGGGAAACCGCUGGCUGGCUACCAUCAUACUGGGACUACACUACUGUAUGCCAGGUGCACCAUUAGGUAGAAAUGCAUCCUGGGGAGAGUGGACUAGUCAGUUCUUAGAUCCGUGGCCCAAAGCCCUUGAAAUGGAAAGAGUGAGACAGAGAUGGUGGGCAGUAAUUUGA
Messenger RNA from Capronia epimyces CBS 606.96, 540 nucleotides. RefSeq lists its product as uncharacterized. NCBI's taxonomy places the organism in Eukaryota, Fungi, Ascomycota, Eurotiomycetes, Chaetothyriales, Herpotrichiellaceae. The transcript has a single exon. The coding region runs from base 27 to 365 and encodes 112 amino acids. The record is from RefSeq and is a predicted model, not a curated record.